AUGGCACCUCCCUCCCCCCGAAGAUCUUCACGAGCCCGGGGCAACACCCUCACACAAUCGACUCAGUCCUCCUCUGCCUCGAGCCUCUCGAGCCGAGCGGAGAGGAAUACGAGAUCGCUCAUCAAGACGUCCUCCAACAAGUCCACUCCGACGAGCGCCUCGCUUUCUUCCGAACCCCUCGAUGAACCAGAAGAUUCUAUCCUCCCCCGCCGACGAACACGAGCACAAGAAGAGAUCCGCGACAAAAUUCAAGUAGACCCGUACGAAAUGGCCAACGACGGCGACGACAUCCAAGAGGAUGACGAGUCAGUCCGCUGCAUCUGCGGCUUUGACGAAUACCCAGGCCCUCCGCCCUUUGACGACGAUGUCAAGACCGGGAAAGAAAACCCAGAGGCCGAUUUCUUCGCCAGCAUUGAGUUGUCUGACGAGGUCUCCGGCCUCUUCGUUCAGUGCGACAUUUGCAAAGUGUGGCAGCACGGCGCUUGUGUCGGCAUCUUCACCGAGGAGAGCUCUCCCGACGAAUACUUUUGCGAGAAGUGCAGGAAAGAUCUGCACAAGAUUCAUAUUGCAUCCAACAGCCAACGAUAUUCAAACUACCUUCCCCUCGGUCGACAGUCCCGGUCCUCGUCGCGCGCAACUUCUGUCGCCAAGGAUGGCACCCGUUCUCCCAAAGACUCGUCGGCGAGAAGCGCUCGGGCGUCAUCGGCAGCACAAGCAGCCAAGCGGCGGUCGACCAUGAACAGCCGCGACGCCGGCUACGACGAAGAUGAGCAAUUGCGACGUGCGAUCGAAGCAAGCAGAGAGGAAGCACCUGACGGGCAACCUUCUGAUCUUGUGCCCCGAAGACUCAAGCGCGGGCGCAGCAACAGCCAGGAGUAUGUCCGAUCUCUGCCUGACAGCCGUACCAGCUCUCCGUCAAUGUCUCCGCCACCAGAGAGCAACUUUGCGAUCGAAGAUAACUCGGAAGAUGACAGCACAGGCCGAAACGGGACAGCAAAGAAACUGCGUGUCCUCGGGAAUCCGAAAGAAAGAACAGAACGCGAGGAGCGAGAUCGGCAGCGUCUUGAAAGCGCGAAUAAGAGGAAAGGCCGGGCCGACCGCCGACGUGCUGAUGGGAUCGGGGCACCCACACUCCCAACCGAACGUGAGGGGCACUCAACGGCCGAGUCGGAGCCUGCCGACGAUACGGCGGCGGUGCCAGCUCCGGCACGACCUGUCGUCAAGCCAAAUGUCGAGCCACCUCCGCCGCCGCCCGUCGAGCCAACACCGUCGGCAGCCCCGACCCCAGACCCGACACCUGCGCCUCCAGCACCCACCGGCAGUACGCACAAGAAAUCGAGUCGGAGCCAUCAGAAGCGGGCCAAAGGCAGAAACCAGUAUACGAAAGAGCGCGACGAUCCCGAGGCGUCGCCUGUCCGAUCCAUGUCGAGGGACACGGUCCGUCCAGAAGAACCUGCGGUCGGCGGCGGAACAACCAAGGCCUCGGGCGUCGACAGUGCCAGACAUACCGCCCGGAGCAAGGCCCAUCUUCACAGCAAAGCCUCGCUCCCUGAUAUGAAGCGGCGCGUGGCAGCCUUUCUCGACUUUAUCUCCAAGACGCAGAUCGAAAUGGCAGGCGAGUCGUCAUCCGGUUCUGGGAGCAGUCAAAACAACUCGGAGCAGCAUAGUCCCCGCGAUGCCGUCGGCAGCGCCACCGAGACGCACGCGAACGGGGUCUCUGCGACCGAGUCCAAGGUGGCUCAACAUGCGGAUGGAGAUUCGGCAGCGCCUGCUGAAGGACAGGACUUUAAGGAACUCAGCUGCGUGGAGAUGAUGGAUGUUUUGACGCGCGAUCUCGUCAAAUGGCAAAACCAGUAUGCGAACUAG
Verticillium alfalfae VaMs.102 is the source of this 1866-nucleotide messenger RNA. RefSeq lists its product as hypothetical. The record is from RefSeq and is a predicted model, not a curated record. NCBI's taxonomy places the organism in Eukaryota, Fungi, Ascomycota, Sordariomycetes, Glomerellales, Plectosphaerellaceae. Gene Ontology annotation, cellular component: Rpd3L-Expanded complex; Rpd3L complex. The transcript is spliced from 3 exons. Bases 1 to 1866 code for a protein of 621 amino acids. Gene Ontology annotation, biological process: negative regulation of silent mating-type cassette heterochromatin formation; negative regulation of rDNA heterochromatin formation.